Messenger RNA from Aspergillus glaucus CBS 516.65, 605 nucleotides. RefSeq lists its product as uncharacterized. The transcript has a single exon. The record is from RefSeq and is a predicted model, not a curated record. Bases 155 to 460 code for a protein of 101 amino acids. NCBI's taxonomy places the organism in Eukaryota, Fungi, Ascomycota, Eurotiomycetes, Eurotiales, Aspergillaceae.
UGUCGAGAGCGCAAGGUGCCAUGGAGUUGCAUGACAUAGAACGGCAAGGCAAAGGUGUGGUUGUACACAAGCUCUGCUCACGCCAACCACAAAUCAGACAUGCAGAUAGGCUUUCCAAGAGGUCCACACAGGCGCGUUUGAUGGUUCUCGAACAAUGACAAGGAUAGCUAGUGCGAUUGGGAUUGGCUUAUUAUUACAGCGUUGCCAAACAAACCUACACGAGGACCGGACAGACAUGGAUGGGGCCAUCGCUUUGUGCCAGUGGCUUUCCAACAAAAUAGAAUACAACAUCAGAGCGGCUUCACAGAUUCUCCAGCUAGACAACACAAACGCUAUUUCGUCUCAAAAAAAAAAAAAAAAAAAGCUGCACAUCGUUCCGUCAGCACGAGCCAAUGGUCAAAUUUCAAGUCACCUUCGAAUGCUUUCGAUAAAGAACCAGAGUCACCCAGCUGUUAACUGACUAAUUCUCAGGAAUCUUGUAAUUGCCCAACGCUUCGCCACAUAUUUGAACCGAAGGCCACUGAUCAACAUACACGGCUCAGCGAGCCAUUUGUUUCUAUAUAAAUUUCAUAACAGAGAACCGAGAUAUGAUUAUUCUUUGUUCU